Molecule: messenger RNA, 2640 nt
Organism: Trypanosoma grayi
Lineage: Eukaryota; Euglenozoa; Kinetoplastea; Trypanosomatida; Trypanosomatidae
Exons: 1
Coding region: 1-2640 (879 amino acids)
Source: RefSeq, a predicted model, not a curated record
AUGCGUGCGGAGCUCCUGGUGGAGGCGCAGCGUGGGGCCUGGCUGCAGAAGGAGAUGGAGCGAUGUGAGGCUGACGUCGAGGUGUGGAGAGGGGUGGCGGAGGAGGCGCGACUGCAGCAGCAGCGGCAUGUGUGCGCUGCGCGGGUGGACCGCCUCGUCGCGAUGGAGCACGCGACCCGUCACUCGUUGCGCCACGACGAGUUGUGUGUGCGGCAUAACCUCCACGCGUUGCACACCGCGGCGGUGGCGGCGCUGCAGGAGCGCGCGAUACAGACGUCCAUGGCUGAUGCUGACGCUCAACUACAGGCGUUGGGGCGCCUCAUCGUCGAGUAUUGUGCUCGCGACGCCUUCGGCCGAUGGCUUCUUUUUGCCGAGCAGCGAAAACGGCGAUGCGAUGCCCGCUACACUGCGUCGGUCGCCACCGCUGCUGCGGUUUGGCUUGACGACUCAACGAGGUGCAUCACGGCACUGUGCGACGCCAAACUUGGCAUGCUCCUCGCCACCGUGGACGCCGUGGCGGGCCGCUACGCUGCUGUGGCGCAGCGCCUGACAGACGACCUGGCGGAGGCACAAAAUGCGGCUGAAAUCGCGCGCACUGAGCGUGACAGGCAUGUACUUGCCGAUCUGCAGCGCUGUGGCGCGUUGUGGGCUGCAUUCACAGCAACAGCAGCUGGUUGGUGCGCUGGUCGCGAACAGUUGAUGCUGGAGUGUCGCUCUGCCCCGGUGGUUACGACACCUGACUGCAGCGAUGUCGUUGCAUGCCUGCGGGAGCCGUUGUGGGCGCAGGAGGCCUCGGACACUGCUUCUACUGCUGCAUCACCACUCGAGCAGGCGAUGCGCCUUCUGUCCAGUGAGAGGGCAGCGCUGGCCGAGCACGUGCGAGACGUGAUCGAUGUUAUGCGAUUUACCGCCGCAGAGUCGCUCGAGGCUCAGAGACAGCAGCACAGCGAUGUAGUCGACGAACUGCUGCAGUACCAAGCGUUCCUCGAAGGCAGGCUCGCGGCUGCGGGUGCUGUCGAUAACAUCGGGUUGCAGCAGCGGCAAAUGCGUGAAGCACGCAAGCGGGACGAAGUGGCGGAGAUGGCCGGGCGCAUCGCGUCGCUGUUGGCCGCAGUGGAGCGCAGUGACGCUGCCCGUGAGGAGGAGAGGCUCCGUCACGUGGAGGAGGUGCGCGUGUUGCGACAGCGACUGGAUGAUCAGCAGCAGCAGCAGCAGAUGGCGCACAUGCUGCAGGCAGCCGAGUCCACCCGAGCGGAUCAUGAGCGUGAGGUUGGGGCGCUGUUGCAAGACACCGUGCGGCAGUACGGGCGCGUGCUGCUGGCCCUCGAGGAAGACGUGGCGGGCCGCCACGCAGCGUUCCGCGCCUCCACGGGCAUGCUGGCGGACGUGCACCGCUUCUCGGACGCGCUGCUGCGCCGUUCCGAAGCGGAUCUGCAGUGUUUAGCUGAGCGGCAGGAGCUGGCAUGCAGAAUGUUGCGUCAGCAACAGCAGGAACAGCAGGAGCAGGAGUCCGCCGCUAGUGACGCAGUGCGUGUGCUGCGAGCGGAGCAUGAGUCCGAGGUGGCGGCGCUGAUGCGUACGCUGCACGCCACGCGGGAGAAGGCGACGGCAAUAUCCCACGAACUGCGGGAAGAGCACGAGGCCUGCGAAGCACGCAGGCGGGACGAAGUGGCGGAGAUGGCCGGGCGCAUCGCGUCGCUGUUGGCCGCAGUGGAGCGCAGUGACGCUGCCCGUGAGGAGGAGAGACUCCGUCACGUGGAGGAGGUGCGCGUGUUGCGGCAGCGACUGGAAGAUGAGCAGCAGCAGCAGCAGCAGAUAGCGCACAUGCUGCAGGCAGCCGAGUCCACCCGAGCGGAUCAUGAGCGUGAGGUUGGGGUGCUAUUGCACGACACCGUGCGGCAGUACGGGCGCGUGCUGCUGGCCCUCGAGGAAGACGUGGUGAGCCGCCACGCGGCGUUUUUCACUGCAGCCGGUGUCCUUUUAGACGCGGGCCAGCGAAGGCUGUCGGGAGUUGCCGCUGAAGCACAGCAGCAGCUGGACGCCCUACGGUGGGAGGCACAGCGGUUUGAGGUCCAGUUGCAGGCUGCAGAGCGGCGCCACGUGGCGGAGUGCGAUGAAUUGCGCAGCGCACUCGAGGUGGAGCGUGCGGCUCACAGGGCGGCGGUGGCGGUCGUGCGUGAGCGAAUACCGGACCCCCCCAUGGACAGCUGCGGCCCGACGGACAGCUGCGAGAUGGUGCUGGAGAGCGCCGCCCUCGUCGUGGAGGAGGCGAACUGCGGACUAAUCGACGAGAGACUCUGCGCGCUGGUGCCUUGCGGCGCGGAGGAGGAGCCAGCGGGGCGGCAGCCGGACGAGACGGCUGUGGGGAGCGGCUGCGCGUCGCCAGCUGUCGUGCGUUCGUUGCCGGCGGCGGCUUUCCGUACGCCACCGCGCCGCGCCGUCUCCACCGACGACGUGGCCCGGUCGAUGGUGCGGUACUCAAGGAUGCUGAAUGAACAGCGCUUCAAGAACGACACGAGGUUGCGUCAUCUCGACAACCUUGUGACGCAGGUUGACGACCUCAUCGAGCGCGGCCGUGCCGUGGCGCGGGCGGAUCGGAGCCCGAGUGAACGCGACAGGCGGCCACACACCGCGCGUUAG